UUGUUUAAGUAAUAUUUAUUAAAAGUUAUUAGUUACAAAAAGAGUUGUCAAUCAAGUUUAUAUCAUUUUAUCAACUCCAUGUCAUCAUAUAACUCAAUACAUCAUAUCGUCAUCCUCAUUUCUGCUGCCAUCUUGUUACUCCUAGCUAGGUUAGGAGACCUCUGCAUCUCUCCUAAAUAAUUUAGGAGCUGAGACCUAGUCUUGACACUUAAUCUUUCUUAGUCAUUCUUAGACUUUUGACACACUUAAGACUAAAAUUUUACUCUGAGCAGCUUUAUACAUACGGCCCCAGAUGAAUAAAGUUGUUAGUCACAUUGAUUCAAAACCAUCCACCAACAUGCUUAUAUACAUAUAUAUAGUUGAUUGGAAACAAAAACAUACAUUUUAUGUGAGAACACUUAAGAACUCAAUUCUCAUAGAAAGUGAGAAAAGCAUGAAAAAAUAAAAAAAGCCACAGGAUUUUGAUGGCAUCAGUUAAACCAACACAUCUGAAAAUUGCUGACUCUGAUCUCAAGGUUUAUUUAUACGGAAGUUUCAGUACCACCAAACUUACAAUGUCUCAACAGUGCAAUGAUGAAACACUAAUGACACACUGUUUGAGCUCAGACAAGUAUCUACUAGAUCAGUCUCAGGUGAAGUAUCAUUUACAUAUGAUAAAACCAUUGCUUUAGUAGUAGUGUUUGCAAAGAUAAGAAUGACUGUUACUAUUGCUCAUAGUUUAUGGAGGGGGGUUUCUUUCAAAUUUUAAGUAAUAAACAUCAGAAACUUGUGCAGCAACGUUUGUGCUCCAGAUAUGAAUGUUUGCUCAAAUGUGUCUAGUGGAGGACAGGAGUGGAAUCCAGAGUUAUUUUAGCUAACUAAAACUACAAAAAAAAAAAAAAAAAAAAAAACUUUCAUUUUCAUUUAGUAGCCUUAUGUACUAAAAUAACUAAAACUGAAAUAAAAAAUAAGAAAUGCAUAUACAUUUUGAUAACAUUUUACAAUAAGGUCUCAUUUGUUAAAAUACAUUAAUUAACAAACAAUGAGCAAUAUAUAUUUAACAGCAAUUAUUAACCUUUGUUAAAUUUAGUUAAUAAAAAUGUUCAUGUUAGUUCAGAGUGCAUGAACUAAUGUCAACAGAUACGUUUAAUCUUAAAAUUGUAUUAGUAAAUGUUGAAAUUAACAUCAACUAAGAUUAAUAAAUUAUGUAGACAUAUUAACUAAUAUAGUUAAAGGGGUCCUUGAUUAUGAUUUCACUUUUUUAACUUUAGUUAGUGUGUAAUGUUGCUGUUUGAUCAUAAACAACAUCUGCAAAGUUACGACGCUCAAAGUUCAAAGCAAAGGGAGAUAUUUUCUUUUACAGAAAUCUCUUUUUAAGGGAAACCCCUGGUGUUAAGACUUGUAUGGCUUAAUAUAAUGUAAAUGAGGUCUCUUACUGAAAUAGGUAGUAGAAAACCCAUGAAAGAUGAGCCACAAGAGAAGCGAUGUAAGUCUUUACUAGUGAUAAGAGGAGAAAAGAAUGGUAAGUUGUGAAGAAUGUGGAUGAAUAAAACUUCCUAACUGUGUCUUUGUUCUCUUUACUUCAGCCCUGAUGCCUUUGAGGCUUUUAGUAGACCACAGCUGAAAGAGCUUACAGUCGCCUGUCAUGGGCAGCCUAUAACACAUCUCGAUUGAGACAGACUGCCUCAAAGCUUGUGUGUUCCGUGAUAAACGAGAUAUCUGUGAUAGUAUAAAACAGUAGCAUCUUCUCAGCAUGUUUAACUGUGUGUAAUGCAUUCAGGUGAUCAGACAUCAAUCAUACAUCAGUAGUUCGAAUAGCCACAGAGACACUGCACGUCUUCGAUGUUUUCAUUCUCACUAAUUUUGCGCUCUGGCUCAUAUUGAAAAGGCUGACUGGGUUUUAAAAGGAACCCCACGGAUAUUAAGACCUGUAUGCGUUACUAGAUUACCGUUGCACCAAAACAUACAGAUAAAAAUCCUCAGUCAUCAGGGCUAAAGUGAAGAGAACAAAGACGCACUUAGGAAGUUUUAUUCAUCCACAUUCUGCACAACUUCCCAUUCUUUUCUCCUCUUAUUGCUAGUAAAGCAGUAAAGACUUACACCAUGUCCUAACUACACGCAAUGCAAUAAGAUUCCAGCGACAGGCAAUUUGACUGUCCACACUAGACGCGCCGUGACAACGACAAGUGAUAAAAUCAGUCAAAAACCACAGCUAAUCAGAAGAGAGUGUGGGCGGGCUCUCUCAGCAAGAGCACAGCAGACACAAUUAAAUGGGCAAGUACAUAGUAAAAUUCAUAAAUAUUACACCAUUUAAACAUUAUUUAAAGUACGUACGGAGUGACUGAACCAAUCUUUGUCAUAGAAUGUUUGUUCACAUUGAGUUGACAGUUUGAACAUUCUUGUGCCCAUUUAUUUAUUUUCAAGAUCUGAGGUGAAUUAGCCAGUGUUGUGUUCAUUACAGCUAAAAAGCUGGGAACACAGAAUGAUAUUCAAACUCACAUUAGUGCUUUUAACAUUAAAUAAAGCACAUAAACAGUACCUGAUAUAAUCAUUGCCAUACUUUCUAAAAUAGAAUCGCUUCUCUUGUGGCUCAUCGACUGAAAAUUACAAACAAAAGCUGCACAAUGUGGCAUCGUAUAUUAUAUUCCGAGUUGUGUUGCAGUAAAAAUAGCAAUAGGACAGUGUCAGUAGCUCAGUGAGUGCAACCAUUUGACGUCACCGACAUAGAUUGCACUGUGCACCUAAACAAAAUGGCAUAAAUAAUGUAAAUCUUUCAUGGGUUUUCUACUACAUAUUUCAGUAAGAGACAUCAUUUACGCUAUAUUAAGCCAUACAAGUCUUAACACCAGGGGUUCCCUUUAAGGACUACAACAAGCUUCUUCCCAGGUUUUGUGACAUCACUAACCCUAAAAUUUACAUAAACCCCACCCCCAAGAACACACAACAAAGGGGGCGGGGCCAUGUUGGGCUGCUUUAGAGAAGAGGAAGAGUUGUUGUAGUAGAGUGUUGUUGACAUGCCGUCAUUUUACACCGGACUGCUUCACAAACGAGGGUCAAUUCAACGCUGGAUUUGCACAAAAGAUUAACAUGACGGCACAUGGUAGUCGAUGAGCUGAAUCAACUCCACAGCAACUACAUAAAUUUAUCCACUAACCAUUCAGAAACGUCUAAAAGUUGUAACUUCUUCCUGAGUCUCUCCAUCAGUGUCGACUCCGGUUUGAACAAUGUAAGGCUGAACACCGUUACUGACAAUCCUCAUUUUGGCUGCGUGAGAUUCUCCAGCUUUGUUGUUGUUGAGCGACCGAAGCGCGAGCUGUUAAAGCUCCGCCCUCUUCUGGAAAGGGGGCCGGGAGCAGCAGCUCAUUUGCAUUUAAAGGGACACGCACAAAAACGUGUUUUUGCUCACACCCAAAUAGGGGCAAAUUUGACAAGCUAUAAUAAAUGAUCUGUGGGGUAUUUUGAGCUGAAACUUCACAGACACAUUCUGGGGACACCAGAGACUAUUACAUCUUGUGAAAGGGGCAUAAUAGGUCCCCCAUUAACUAAAGUUAACAAAUGAAACCUUAUUCUAAGUGUUACCAGCAUUUAAAAACAAAUAAAAAUGACAAAACAAAAUGAGUAAAAUAGGAACUAAACUCAAAAAUGUAAAAAUAAUAAAAAAAAUUAAUAAAAACUAUAAUAGUAUCUCAAUGAUACACUGGUGAAAUCACACUGAACAGUUUGAUUUUUUUUUUUUUUUUACAUUGGCAAAAAAUGGUUAAUAUUUAGUUACUAAAAAAAAAAACAGAGGUCUCAUUUUCUCUCCAACUGAAUGUGUUUUUAUAGAAUUUACCUCUGCACUCAAAUAAUCUGUAAUCCCUGACCUUGUGAAGCAAUAAAUUAAGCAAAUCUGUGACAUGUGAAUUAAGAAACUAUAUUUAGAUGUAGUUCUAUGGUGACAUUCAGUAUAAUAAUGGUGACUGUUGCAAAAGACUUGCUCAAAACCCUCCUCUGUCUUCACCAAUAGGUUAAAGCAUAGGAAACACUCCCUUCUCUCUCAGUUUUUCAUAAUCCACCAGCUGAAACAGUGUUAACCACCCAUGCUCUCAGAUCUCUGAGUCAAUCCACGCCAGCUGACUAAAGCCUCAAAAGAGUAUCAAUGUCUGACAAACUGCUGAUAAAUGACACUUCAAGCUCCAACCACACAUCUGUCUACCCCAGCGAAGGCAUGCGCAUUCUGCAGAUGAUCGUGACCGUGAUGAUCUUCAUCGUGGGUGUUUCUCUAAACGGUCUGGUGGUCUGGGCGUUGGGGGUUCGAGUUUGGUGCCGCAAUAAGGGAUCCACAGAGACGCAGAGCGCCGACAGCUUCCGGAUCUAUGUAGUAAACCUGGCGCUUGCAGACUUGGUGCUGCUGUUACGUACGCCACUAAUGGUGCCGUACUUGGUGAACCACUUCACUUGGACAUUGGGGGAAACCGCAUGUAAGCUGGUCAUUUACCUGCGCUGCCUCGGAUUGUACGCGAGCGCGUUUUUGCUGUGCGCCGUCGCAGUGGAGCGCUGCUUAUGUCUCCUUAGACCAGUUUGGGCACGAAUGAAGCGCCCUCGUUGGGCCGUGCCGUUGGCCUGCGUUGCAAUCUGGGUGUUAGCGGCAUUGUUCGCUUUACCCUACAUUGGCACAGCCAAAAUCAUUCUCUGGGAGAACCGUACGGCCUGCAUAGAAAGUGAUUUGGGAGUAGGACAAGCCUUAAUAGUUGUGGAAACCUUGGCAGGAUUCUUGCUACCGCUGGUGAUCUUCAUGUCGUGCAAUAUUGCAGUGAUUUUUUGCGCAAAGAAGGCCGAAAGCGCAAUGUCUUCCCCUACCACGUCAUCUGGACCAGGUUACACAACCCACCGGCUGACUCGUCUCUACCGGGUCCUCUUUCUCACCAUGCUCCUCUUCCUAACCUGCUGGGUGCCUUACUUCACCUGCCGCUUCUUAAGGGCUCUCUCACAGGAUCACCCGAAGCUCAAAGAAAGAGUGAUUGCAGGCGCUUAUGUGGCGCUAUUUCUAGUUUACAUUAAGAGCGCACUCAACCCCAUCCUGUACGUGUUUGCAGCUCGUGGACUCGGCCGCACCAUUCGUGCCUCACUUCUCUCAACAAUCGAGCGAGUCUUCAAUGAGGAAUUAUCCGAGUCUUUACGAAGAAAGUCCUUGCGAAGGAGAGACUCUCAGUUUUAGGGGAGCUUGAAGAGCUUUAGCGUAAAGUGCCGAUCUGUGACCGGCUCUAGCAAGAGUCAGGAGGUCAAGAAAUUUGGACAAACAAGCAGAUCUCAGGUGCUUUUGAGCGGGCAAAUCAUGAAAAAUUGACAACAGGAAUAAAUCACAUGGUGCAUGUGAUGGACUGAGACUUUACAUUCAAUUUUAUAACCAUUCGAUGGACAUGAAAGUGUUUCAGACACCAAUUUGGAUGUAUUAUUGUAGCACUUUGCAUUUUAGAAACUUAACAGCAAAUGAAAGACAAGGCUUUCCCUCUGGACUUGCUUGCUUUGACUGAAGGCUUUUGAGGCUUAAAUCAUUAAACAUUACUAAAGAAUAUUCUCUUAUGUCCAUGCAGUAGAAAUAUUAUCUGCUUAACUAGUCACCCAGAUUAUUGGCAAAACAUUUAAAACAGAUCACACAUAAAUGAAAGAACAUCUGGUACAUACCAAACUUGCCAUCUCCAUCUUAAAGAUUAUAAAUAAAGAAGCUGUUGAUCAAUUUGCCAUAUAUUAUCUGAUAGAGGCGAGAAAGCUAAAUCUUCUGAAUUGAAUUGAAUUGAUUCAUUGAUUGUUGAUAUUGUUGCAUUAAUGCUUGAGAUGCAUGUAAUUUCGGUGUCUAGUUCUUUCAUUUUUGAAAUAAAUAAGCAGUUAUUUUGUUUAUCA
Ctenopharyngodon idella (grass carp) is the source of this 5859-nucleotide messenger RNA. Its product is annotated as C3a anaphylatoxin chemotactic receptor-like. Gene Ontology annotation, biological process: complement receptor mediated signaling pathway; inflammatory response; phospholipase C-activating G protein-coupled receptor signaling pathway. Bases 4118 to 5176 code for a protein of 352 amino acids. The record is from RefSeq and is a predicted model, not a curated record. Gene Ontology annotation, molecular function: G protein-coupled receptor activity; complement component C5a receptor activity. Lineage: Eukaryota; Metazoa; Chordata; Actinopteri; Cypriniformes; Xenocyprididae. Gene Ontology annotation, cellular component: plasma membrane. The transcript is spliced from 2 exons.